UACGCUUCGCGACGCCGACGAGACAGUUGUGUUCUUGGAUAAUCGUGUAGUUUAGCGUUUAGUGUUCGCCGGAUGUAGCUUUUGUACGAUUUUAAUACCGCCGACAUUUAUCUCGGGAAAGUACGGAAACGUAACCGAAUCGAAUUUACCGAUACGUCCAUUUCGACCAACCGCACAAACCCCGUCGUACAUUUUCGUCCUGGCUCGCGUAAGCCGGUACCACGCCGUGUCGUUCACCCCCGGUCAACGGAAAAUUGUUUUUCUUCCGUACGCUCUGUGAUUUAUCGAAUCAACGAAUAAUUGCGUCCUCGCCGAGUCAUCCGGUUCACUUUUCGAGUACGUACACGGUGCGUGUCGCGGUUUCUUCGUGGUAAUCGUGCCUUUUAUACCGGACGACUCGAUGUUAACGAGAAAAGUACUUGGUCGAUCGUAAUCGCGAAUUACACGACGAGGAACGUUGGGCGUUCGCGAUUGCCAGGAUACAAAGGAGAUCCAGAGAAAUUCCGAACAGGAUAUAAAGGAGUAGACCAGUGAAAAAUGGGAUGCAAUACGAGCAAGGAGAGUGUACAGCCGGUGGGGGAUGAAGCCAAGGAGGAUGUUAAGAACGGUGAUAUUCCAAAAGCAUCCGAAGGCAGUGCAGCAAAAGUAGAAUCGCAGGAAGCGACGCAGGAGAAGUCGGAAGAAUCGAAGGACUCUAAACAGGAGCAAAAGAACGAAGACAAAGUAGCAGAGAAAACAAGGGAGGAAGCCGCGACCAGGAUACAAGCGGCAUUCCGCGGCCAUCACGCUAGGAAGAGUAUGAAAGAGACUGAAUCAUCGACAAAGCAGACAGGGACCAAAUCAAACUCAGAACCAACGAAAGAACAACUUCAACAGGAGUUCCGUUCCGACGACAAGGAGCUUUGCGAAGCAGCGACGAAAAUCCAGGCAUCUUUCCGAGGCCACAUGUCGAGAAAGGAACAGGCUGCAGCUAUCGUCAAGUCGGCGGAAAACGCCGUUGGUGAUAUCGCAUCCAAAAUGGACGAAAAGGCAAAGGAAGCCAUGAACGAGCUGGAGGGCAUCGACCUGACGGAUCCGGAUCUGCACAAAGCAGCGACGAAAAUCCAGGCGAGCUUCCGGGGUCACAAGGUUCGCCAGGAAGUGUUAUCGACUCCCGGCCAGAACGAGGAGCCGAAGAAAUAAAUAGAAUCAGACAUAAGAGCUGAUCUUACGAAAUCGAAUUGUCGAUAUGUCUGAAACAAACAAACCAAAAAAAAAGCAACCAAGAAUCAACAACAGAACAAAUCCGGGCUUCGUGUUUACUUUUUCGUUUGUCCUCGACGCGAUAUGAAUACGAAACCCUUUCAUUUGAUCCCCCGACAACUUUCAUCGCGUUCAAUUUGUUAUCCUUCGAAUUGUUUGAGGUUAGAAUUCGUCGUUUUCGUUCUUCCGAAAAUUGAAGGUUCACCCAUUCGGAUCGAUACACGCGGAUAAUCGACGGAUAUUGAUGUAUUGAUUAUUCGCAAAUUGACAUUACGCCGAUACGUGAAACGUGGGUCAAACGAAUCGGAAGAUCGAACGGGUCAACGAGAAGAAACACUUUGCUCGUUAUGGUGCACUCGACGGAUCAGGGUCUCGUUAAACCCUUUGAGGACGAUGAACUAGUUACUGCACCUAAGAAAUGUACUAAGAAAUUCGUCGUAUACCGUGUAAUCCUCCGUUAUUCGGCAGCUGCAAAAGCAUGUAACGAUGGUACAUAAAAUUCCGUAAUUUAUUUCACCCGCCAAUAACAGAGGAUUUAACCCUUAGAGUACAGAUAGUUUGCAUGUGCAAAUUUUGUUUGUAUAAGAGUUAAUAAAUUUCAAAGUAAAAAGCGUAUCAUUGCGUUGUAGCAAGUUCAAAAUUGUAUGCUGGUACCCUGAGGGUUAAAAUUGCUAAUGUAGAUGCUUUAAUCGUUCCUUUCGCAAAGGGUUGAAUCGAGAGUAUUUCGAAAAGAAAUUGUAUCCAUCGAAUAUUGUUAAAUUGGAUAAAAAAAUUCCGAUAUCAGGGUAUAUCGAUCGUAUUUCGUAAAUACAAUUCGCGUCGAUAUUUGACGAUUAGGUGUCAAGAAUUCGUGGAGUCGUUGAAGAGUUUUCGAUUUGCCACGAACGAGCGAAUAUUUUCGGCUAAAUGAAUCGAUACGAGAUGUAAACCUUCGAUAAUCGUUCGAAAGUCGAACACCCCUUUCUGAAUUCUUGCGUCUGUCGUUUAACGUCCACCAUUUUGGGACGUCACCGGUGACCUACAUGGCGACUUGUUAAUUAUUAAAUUUACUUCUAAUUUUGUAUUUUGCGCUGGUGUUUGAAAUUCGACGGUAUAUUAAGUUUGAAACGUCACCUGGGACCGCUGUGAGGAGUACACGUUUCUCAAAUUUAAGCCUUUUAUGUUAACAAUGUUCGAAAUUGUAAGGAAUAUUAAAUGUAAGACAUUGUCGACUCCCACGAGGGCUGAACGUUGUACUUCUAAAAUUUAAGCGUUCGGUAUUUUAUGUUAAUUUUAUAUUUAAUUUGGGACCCAAAUAAACGUAGUCCUCAAAUUUAAGCGUUAAA
Molecule: messenger RNA, 2567 nt
Organism: Megachile rotundata (alfalfa leafcutting bee)
Lineage: Eukaryota; Metazoa; Arthropoda; Insecta; Hymenoptera; Megachilidae
Gene: igl
Product: IQ calmodulin-binding domain containing protein igloo
Molecular function (GO): calmodulin binding
Source: RefSeq, a predicted model, not a curated record